UGCGAUAUCCCACUAGGCUCUCCUCAUUAUCCCCUUUUUAAUGAGUACUCAUUCGACCCCAAUUCCCAAUGCCGAAAAUCCCGUAUUUCGAAGUUCGAACUCCGAACUUCGACUUUCGGCUUUAUCCCUUAUCCCUUUCAACUCCCCUCACUCCCAGCUCUCGGACGACUACCCUCUUGCCCAUACCUCCCAAUCCCGAAAAUCCCGGAUUUCAAGUUCGACUUCGAACUUCGACUUUUAUCCUUAUACCUUAUCCCUCUAAACUCCCCUCACUCC
Meloidogyne enterolobii is the source of this 276-nucleotide messenger RNA. Lineage: Eukaryota; Metazoa; Nematoda; Chromadorea; Rhabditida; Meloidogynidae. The record is from the annotation of a GenBank genome assembly.